CUGACUCACUCAGUUUCAGAAAUAGAAAUGGCUUCAACGACACAUCUCUCUCUCAUCUCUAAACUUUCACAACCACAACAUCAUGGCCUCGUCAUCCCUCAAACACGAAUGUCUCCACUCACAGCAACUCGACCGGCAACGUACCGGUUCAAAUGCUCGGCUAGUCAAACGGGAUUCUUCACCCGACUCGGUCGGUUGAUAAAGGAGAAAGCAAAGAGUGACGUGGAAAAGAUAUUUUCUGGAUUCUCCAAAACCAGAGACAACCUCGCCGUAAUUGACGAGCUCCUGCUUUACUGGAACCUCGCCGACACAGACCGAGUCCUCGACGAACUGGAAGAGGCUUUGUUGGUUUCUGAUUUUGGGCCAAGAAUUACUACUAAGAUCGUGGAGAGCUUGCGAGAGGACAUUAUCGCAGGGAAGCUCAAGUCUGGUACUGAAAUAAAGGAAGCUUUGAAGAAAAGUGUGUUGGAUUUAUUGACUCAGAAGGCGACUAAGACAGAGCUUCAACUUGGUUUCAGGAAACCAGCUGUAGUCAUGAUUGUUGGUGUUAAUGGAGGUGGAAAGACAACAUCUCUCGGAAAGCUGGCUUAUAGACUAAAGAAUGAAGGGGCAAAGAUAUUGAUUGCAGCAGGAGACACAUUUAGAGCAGCUGCUAGCGAUCAACUUGAGAUAUGGGCGGAGAGGACUGGCUGUGAGAUUGUUGUGGCUGAAAAAGAAAAUGCUAAAGCAUCAUCAGUUCUUUCACAGGCUGUAAAACAAGGGAAAGAACUGGGUUUUGAUAUUGUUCUGUGUGAUACAUCUGGACGUCUCCACACUAACUACAGCCUGAUGGAAGAGCUGAUAGCAUGUAAGAAAGCUGUGGGCAAAGUUGUUUCUGGUGCACCUAAUGAGAUUCUACUAGUUCUAGAUGGGACCACCGGUUUGAACAUGCUUCCACAAGCAAGAGAGUUUAAUGAAGUCGUAGGAAUAACAGGGUUGGUUUUGACAAAGCUUGAUGGUUCUGCUAGAGGUGGCUGUGUGGUCAGUGUAGUUGAUGAGCUUGGCAUCCCUGUAAAGUUUGUGGGUGUUGGUGAAGGUGUAGAGGACUUGCAACCCUUUGAUGCUGAAGCAUUUGUGAAUGCCAUAUUUUCAUGAGACCCAACAUGCGUCAAACUUUUAAGUUUUUGGUGUAAACCGCUAGAGGCCGUGUAAUACAGUUGCCAGCACGGCGGCAUCUGGGGCUUCAAAGCGCACAGAAAAUUCAUAACAGCGAGAAUUGAGGAUGUUUUAGCGAAAUGUUAGUUGCUGGUUGAAACUGGGCAUGAUUCUUCCCAUCUUAUUAAAGCUGGUAACUUAAAAAUAUUCCCUUUGCUAAAGAACUCAUAAAUGUAACCGAUAAAGACUCAACAUGUACCUCCUAAAUCUAAAUCAACAUGAUAUGCCCCUCCCACUGAGUAUUGGUUUA
Messenger RNA from Mangifera indica (mango), 1444 nucleotides. Its product is annotated as cell division protein FtsY homolog, chloroplastic. Lineage: Eukaryota; Viridiplantae; Streptophyta; Magnoliopsida; Sapindales; Anacardiaceae. Gene Ontology annotation, molecular function: GTPase activity; GTP binding; ATP hydrolysis activity. The transcript has 12 exons. Bases 28 to 1134 code for a protein of 368 amino acids. Gene Ontology annotation, biological process: SRP-dependent cotranslational protein targeting to membrane. The record is from RefSeq and is a predicted model, not a curated record. Gene Ontology annotation, cellular component: membrane.